This is a messenger RNA of Armigeres subalbatus, 1626 nucleotides long. RefSeq names its product pleiotropic regulator 1-like. NCBI's taxonomy places the organism in Eukaryota, Metazoa, Arthropoda, Insecta, Diptera, Culicidae. The record is from RefSeq and is a predicted model, not a curated record. Bases 183 to 1562 code for a protein of 459 amino acids. Gene Ontology annotation, cellular component: Prp19 complex; catalytic step 2 spliceosome; precatalytic spliceosome. Gene Ontology annotation, molecular function: protein binding. The transcript has 3 exons. Gene Ontology annotation, biological process: mRNA splicing, via spliceosome.
UCAUCUUGAGAGCAGCAGAGAACCGGUUGUCAAAAUUUGUAAACAACACGCGAGAAACGAACGCUUUCUAGUUUUUAUUUAACAAAAUUAGUAAAAGCCGUAAAAGCACUACUUUGAAUUAAAAUUGACGCAGUUAUUUACGUUACUAAAGCAAUUCUUAAUAUUGCCAAUCGAACAUAACUAUGGAAGAGGUUCAGCGGCAUUCAGUACACACGCUAGUGUUUCGUUCCUUGAAAAGAACUCACGAUUUCUUCGUGGCGAACCAAUCGUUGCUGCCGGAGAUCGACGAGAAACUAGAAAAAUCAAAAUAUUCUAUAAAAGCUCGUGAUUCGUACGGUCUAGUUUUUGAUCGUGUAGCAAAUGCAAAAAAUGUAGCCAUCCGGCGUAGUGAAUCCGGCAGAGUAGACACGGUGCCGGAUCCCACUCAGGACCAUAUGCUAGCAAUCACUUCCGGAAGCGAACAAGAACAGGGAACGAACACGCAGACAGCUCUUUUGCCAGUAGUUGCACCUGGUGGUCAAAAUUUCAAUUCAAAUACCGUGCAGAUACUUCCCAAGAAAGCGCCAACAAUUCCGAAACCGAAAUGGCAUGCCCCAUGGAAAUUGUGUCGUGUCAUAUCCGGUCAUUUGGGUUGGGUACGAUGCGUUGCUGUGGAGCCGGGAAACGAAUGGUUUGCCACCGGAGCUGCCGAUCGGGUCAUCAAAAUAUGGGACUUGGCUAGUGGUAAGCUGAAGCUUUCGUUAACGGGUCAUGUAAGUACCGUCCGGGGACUUUGCGUGAGUCCUCGUCAUCCGUAUCUUUUCAGCUGUGGUGAAGAUCGCCAGGUAAAAUGUUGGGAUCUGGAGUACAAUAAAGUGAUCCGUCAUUAUCAUGGACACCUGUCGGCUGUCUAUACAAUGGCACUGCAUCCGACGAUAGAUGUGCUGGUAACGGCCGGACGGGACUCAACCGCUCGAGUUUGGGAUAUGAGAACAAAAGCAAACAUCCACACCCUUGGUGGUCAUACCAACACGGUGGCUAGUGUGGUCUGCCAGGCGGCCAAUCCGCAAGUCAUAACAGGAAGUCACGACUCGACUGUGCGUCUGUGGGACCUUGCUGCAGGGAAAAGCAUGUGUACCCUGACCAAUCACAAGAAGAGUGUUCGUAGCAUUGUGCUGCAUCCUUCUUUGUACAUGUUCGCAUCGGCAUCGCCGGACAACAUUAAACAGUGGCGCUGUCCGGAGGGAAAUUUCAUCCAGAAUCUAAAUGGACAUAACUCCAUCGUGAAUACGAUGGCGGUCAAUCCGGAGGGAGUUUUGGUUUCCGGGGGUGACAACGGAACGAUGUUCUUCUGGGAUUGGCGCACGGGGUAUAACUUCCAGCGGUUCCAGGCAGCUGUCCAGCCGGGAUCUAUGGAUAGCGAGGCGGGAAUCUUUGCCAUGACUUUUGACAUGUCCGGAUCUAGACUUAUUACGACUGAAGCGGACAAGACUAUCAAGAUCUACAAGGAGGACGACGAGGCUUCGGAGGAAUCGCAUCCAGUCAAUUGGAGGCCUGAGAUCAUAAAGCGAAGGAAGUAUUAGGGCCGUAAAAUAAAAUAAGAAUGAAAAGAUUUUUACUCGUAAUAUACUUCUAAUGUGAAAACAA